CCCCCCCCCCCGGGGUGCUCGGAAAAGGAAGGGUUCGCGUCCUGCUUCUUCGGGACCCCACACGGCCGCACAGCGCCCUCUGUGUCCGAUCGCCGGGGCAGGCAGCGAGGCUCGGGCCUGCUGCCCGGUUGUAGAUGCUGAGAACAAUACACAGAUGCAAAAGACUUGAUUCUUGCCCUUAAGGAAUUUAUGCAGUCUGGUUGGAGAGAAAGUAAGUGCAAGCUGCUGCAGUGCAAGAUGGCAGGAUUUCUAUAGUAUACCUAGUAUGAGUUCCACAUCUUGGCCUCUUCUCCAACUUCAGCAGUCUCGUCUCCACCAUCUGGAGAAUAAAUGGAAUAUUUGCAUGAAUUCCAAACUCUGAACUGAAAUAAACCGCAGUGUCAUUCUUUUCUUCUGGUUGUUAUCAACAGCUCCUCAGAAAAUUAAAUGUCGUCAGAAGACCGAGAAGCUCAGGAGGAUGAAUUGCUGGCCUUGGCGAGUAUUUAUGAUGGAGAUGAAUUUAGAAAAGCAGAGUCUGUCCAAGGUGGAGAAACCAGGAUCUAUUUGGACUUGCCACCAAAUUUCAAGAUAUUCGUGAACGGCAAUUCAAAUGAGUGUCUCCAGAAUGGUGGCUUUGAAUACACCAUUUGCUUUCUGCCUCCACUUGUGCUGAACUUUGAACUGCCACCAGAUUAUCCAUCCUCCUCCCCACCUUCAUUCACACUUAGUGGCAAAUGGCUGUCACCAACUCAGCUGUCUGCUCUCUGCAAGCACUUAGACAACCUGUGGGAAGAACAUCGCGGCAGCGUGGUCCUAUUUGCCUGGAUGCAGUUUCUUAAGGAAGAGACCCUAGGUUACCUGAAUAUUGUCUCUCCUUUUGAGCUGAAGAUUGGUUCUCAGAAAAAAGUGCAGAGAAGGAUGGCUCAAGCCUCUACCAGCACAGCACUAGAUUUUGGAGGAGCAGCCGGCUGUGACGUAGACCAAGAGGAAGCUGUGGAUGAGAGAGCUGUGCAGGAUGUGGAAUCAUUAUCAAGUCUGAUCCAGGAAAUCCUGGACUUUGAUCAAGCUCAGCAGAUAAAAUGCUUUAAUAGUAAAUUGUUCCUGUGCAAUAUCUGUUUCUGUGAGAAGCUGGGGAGUGAAUGCAUGUACUUCCUAGACUGCAGGCACGUGUACUGCAAAGCCUGUCUGAAGGACUACUUUGAAAUUCAGAUCAAAGAUGGCCAAGUUCAGUGCCUCAGCUGCCCCGAACCCAAGUGUACUUCGGUGGCCACUCCUGGUCAGGUCAAAGAGCUAGUGGCAGCAGAGCUAUUCGCCCGUUACGAUCAGCUGCUUCUCCAGUCCACCUUGGACCUGAUGGCAGACGUGGUGUACUGCCCUCGCCCAUGCUGCCAGUUGCCGGUGAUGCAGGAGCCUGGCUGCACCAUGGGCAUCUGCUCCAGCUGCAAUUUUGCCUUCUGUACUUUGUGCAGAUUGACCUACCAUGGCGUCUCUCCGUGUAAGCUCACUGCAGAGAAAUUAAUAGACUUACAGAAUGAGUACCUGCAAGCAGAUGAGGCCACUAAGAGAUUUAUGGAGCAGAGGUAUGGGAAGAGGGUGAUUCAGAAGGCGCUGGAAGAGAUGGAAAGCAAGGAGUGGCUCGAAAAGAACUCGAAGAGCUGCCCGUGUUGCGGCAUUCCCAUAGAGAAAUUAGAUGGUUGUAACAAGAUGACGUGUACUGGCUGUAUGCAGUAUUUCUGCUGGAUUUGCAUGGGCUCUCUCUCUAGAGCAAACCCGUAUAAACAUUUCACUGAUCCUGCUUCCCCGUGUUUUAACCGGUUGUUCCAUGCCAUGAACGUCAAUGGAGACAUUUUGGAAGAUGAGAUUGAAGACUAGUUCAUUCCUGCUGCUCAAUAUGUGGAAGUGGAAUGGUUUGCUCUAAUCUUUUGUCUGGCAUACAAAGUACCUUUGCCGGAUAUUUAGGGAGACCAUGCAUUCACUCUUGCGAGGUAGAAGAUAAGGAAGAAUGAGGUUUAUAUUUUCGUGUGGUACUACUGACUAAGGCAUGUUCAUACAUUGAAAAAUGUAACUUAAUUGAGAAAAGUAUAAGCCAAAGGUUCAGAAAAUGAAAACUAGAGAAUAUUAAAUAUUACUAUGUUCCCAAAGCUCUGAAUAGUUAAAAAUUUAAAUAUUUAUUUUUUCCCCAAGCUUUAGGUAAGGAGAGUGGUCCAGAGUUCAACUUACAGACCUUUUUGUCUCUCUGAGAAGCAUCCCUCUAGUACUACCCCUUGCAGUUGGGGUGGGUAGAAGCCUUACUGAAUUUCACCAAGAGCCUGAUCUCACUCACUCCACGUUACAUUGCUCCCAGCCUCCAUUUCUGCUGCCUUCUCUUUGGAGGGAGCCCUUUUACUCUGAAACCGACUGGAUGGCCCAGUGUCAAUUUGGCCUACUGCUUUGCAACAUAGAAAUUUAUAAUUUAAAAGAUAUUUUUAAUACCACAAACACUGUGGGUCACCUGAUAUUUGUCACCAAUAUAUAGUCCACUGGUUUUGAGUGGAGUCCUUACUUAAUGACACUGGCUCGGAAGAAUUUCAGCCCUGUUCGGCCUUUCUGGGCAGUAGGGCCUAAAAUCAAAACGACUUGUCUUUGCUGCCUUUCAUUCCACCUUCUCUCCCUUUCCCCUCACCCAGCCUUCUGUUGGUAAGGACAGUUUCACUAUUAACCCCAGCAGCUCCUAUUCUUAUUUCCUCUUCUGCAAUAGGAGACAGCCUAAUAUAUUCCCAAGCUGAGCAAGCUGAGCUUUCUUUAAUUAUCAGCUUUGUGAACUCCACACCACUGUAGUUCAGUCCUAACUUUUAAAAUUAUUUUUAAAGCUUUCCUCUAAUGAGCUUUGGGAAUUUGGUUUCCUACCCUUUUUGCAACAGCACUGUUGGGAUAAUUUUGGCUUGCCCAGAUCCCUAUUUCUGGGUUUUGUUGGCUUUUUGAAAAAUUGUCUUUCCUUUCGGUUUGGUGAGUGGUUUGGUAGCAAAAUAAGAUUUUCUGGAAAAGGACAGAAUUUGGCUGCAGCUGUGAAAAUGUUCUUUUUUCCUACUUUGGUGUCAUUGAAAAUUGAGGAAUCACUUUAACCAUUUUACGUGUGUGUAUCCAAAGAAUCAGCAAUGACUGUUUCUGAUCGUCAAUGAGGAUGUUUAAUCUUAAAAAUAAAAAUAAUUUAAAAUUGUCUUAUAAUCAGA
Molecule: messenger RNA, 3188 nt
Organism: Phyllostomus hastatus (greater spear-nosed bat)
Lineage: Eukaryota; Metazoa; Chordata; Mammalia; Chiroptera; Phyllostomidae
Gene: RNF14
Product: ring finger protein 14
Exons: 10
Coding region: 427-1851 (474 amino acids)
Biological process (GO): positive regulation of proteasomal ubiquitin-dependent protein catabolic process; protein polyubiquitination; ubiquitin-dependent protein catabolic process
Cellular component (GO): cytoplasm; ubiquitin ligase complex
Molecular function (GO): ubiquitin protein ligase activity; zinc ion binding; ubiquitin conjugating enzyme binding
Source: RefSeq, a predicted model, not a curated record